Molecule: messenger RNA, 479 nt
Organism: Oppiella nova
Lineage: Eukaryota; Metazoa; Arthropoda; Arachnida; Sarcoptiformes; Oppiidae
Source: the annotation of a GenBank genome assembly
AAACGAUAACCGAUUCGUUAAGAGAAAAACAAGCAGAAGUCGAAAGACUGAAUAAAUCUAUGAAAGAGUUGGAAAAGAGUUGUAAAGAGUUUGGGGAAUCGAGGACUUCAGUGAUGGACGACUGCAAUGAAUUGAGAACUACUCUAAUGGAAGUGGAAAAGUCUCGGCUCGACAUCAGACGAGAACUUAAUGACUAUAAAAUCAAUAACUCUUCACUCGAAAAUAAACUCAAAUCUAAAGACAAUGAAUUACAAGACGUGAAGAGACGAUUGGAAGUGAUUAAGAAUGAAAGGAAUUCACUAAAGGAUUCACUCGAGUCGUCGAGUAAAUCGUUGACACAAUUAAAAGACAUGAAUACGAAUCUCACGCAACGGAAUAAGCAACUAAUGGCACAAAUGUCGUUCAGUGAGAACGAGCGCCGGGAGUUUGAAAAACAAUUGAGUUUCUCAUCGACGGCUAUCACUGAUCGGGAGAACAAC